Molecule: messenger RNA, 2661 nt
Organism: Acytostelium subglobosum LB1
Lineage: Eukaryota; Evosea; Eumycetozoa; Acytosteliales; Acytosteliaceae
Exons: 3
Coding region: 1-2661 (886 amino acids)
Biological process (GO): phosphorylation; phosphorelay signal transduction system
Molecular function (GO): phosphorelay sensor kinase activity
Source: RefSeq, a predicted model, not a curated record
AUGUUCCAGACCAAGGUGCAGGACAUCAUCUACCCGGUGCAGAGCGGCAUCUGGGAAUUCCUGCCAGAGAUGGAGGACGUGUUCCAGGAUUGCAUGGACGAUGAGUCUCUGCCGCCCGUCAUUGAGACCGAGGCCAUUGACUCGGGUGGUCGGGCAUUCGAUGUGGAGGUGCGUACCAACAAGGCAACCUAUGCUGGCAAGCCCGUUGACGUGUUCUCAAUCAUCGACAUCACUGGACGCAAGAACUUGAUCGAAGCCGAUGUAGCACUGCGUAAGGCCGAGGCCGCCAAUGAGGCCAAGGUAGUCUUCCUCACGACGAUCAGUCACGAGCUAAAGACUCCAAUCAAUGGCAUCAUGGCAUCAUGCGAGAUCCUUGAGAGGACACAGAUUGACUCCAAUCAAAAGGAGUUCCUUGAUGCGAUCAAGUUAUCGUCGGACUACUUGUUUAGCUUGGUCGUUGACAUUCUAGACUAUAGCAAGAUGGAGGCCGGCAAGAUGGAGCUUAUCUUGAAGGACUUUAGUUUGCUCAAGUUGCUCGAGGACUCAUUGAGCAUGGUGUCCAAGAGCGCUGCAGCCAAGCAUCUCGACCUGGUGCUGUUCAUCGAUGGCAAUGUGCCAGUGCUGUAUCAUGGCGAUGCCACAAGAGUGCGCCAGAUCCUACUCAAUCUCUUGUCCAACGCCAUCAAGUUCACUGACAUUGGUCAGAUCAAGAUACGAGUCGACCUCGAGCGAGAGAACGAAGACACGCACGAGUACAUGCUCAGGUUCGAGGUGGAGGACUCUGGCAUUGGCAUCAAGAACGAUCACAUCCCAUUGCUCUUCACUCCAUUCUCACAGAUUGACAACAGCAACUCACGUCGCUACCAAGGCACAGGUCUCGGCCUGAGCAUAUCCAAACGUCUGUGCAACAUGAUGGACGGCGAGGUCAGUGUCUCGAGCGAGUUUGGCACAGGCACUACAUUCGCGUUCACUCUCAAGCUGGCCAGCUGCGUGUCCAAACCAAACUUCACGUUCAAGCGUAUGGGUGGUGCCAUCUAUCUUGGCGAGGACCUGGCCGGCCACACCACGCCACUGGUCGGCGAGCGCAAGUUUGGCAAGCGAUCAAGUGUGGUGAGCAUCGUCGUCGAGAGGAACGAAUGGGUGCGCAAGUCCAUCGUCCAUUACUUUGCCCUCAUGUCCAUCUCGUGCAAGGACUUUGCCAGCUCGGCGGAGCUGGGCGAGUUCCUAGAGUCGCAGGCCAAGUCCAACCAAGUGUACAUUAUUAUUGUUGGCGAUCGAUGCAACAUGAUCAAUCGGGCGCGAACGAUCGCCACGGCGCAGCAGCAGGAGGUGCACUGGGUGCAGCUCACUGUGGACGCCACGCCCAACAAGGACGACACCUACGAGUACGUCAUCCAGAAGCCUUGCAAGUUCACAGACAUUGUCAAGUGUCUGUACCAGGUCGAGAAUAACAGCUUCGACUUCUUCCAUGAGUGGCUCAAUGUUCGCACGCAUCUCUAUGAUGUGGGCAAUGUCUGCCGUCCUCUGCAGAGCCCGGUCUUCACACACAUCAGCGAGAAGUCCGAGAGCGUCGAUGGCUCGCCAACCUUCUCACCGUACAUCUACUCACGCAAUCAGUCGCCAUCGCCUCGCCACUCACUCAUGAUCCCGCGACCAAUGUCACUUUCCUCAGAUGCCUUGUCCUUGUUCAUUCCAACAUCUGCACGCGAGUUUGCCCGUUCCAAGGAGCUGCUAUCAACCUCACUACAGGCCACUUUACCAACCAUUGCAGACGAGGACUAUGGUGAGAUGCCAGCCGUCUCCACUGCAUGGCCUUACGACAAGGAGGUCGUGGACAAGAAGGUCAGCAGGGAGAUGCCCACAGAGGUAGGAGCUGCUCUAUCCUCAUCGUCAAUCAAUGUUGUACCAGCCAGUAGCAGUAGGAGCAGGAGUGGUAGCAUUAAUGAGCAGCAACAACCAUCAUUGGCCUCGUCCGUUGUGGCCCCGGUGGCAGCAUCAGCAGUCCCUCCUCCCGUACCAGCAGUGAGUAGACAUGUGUCCACUGCCGCUGCCGCUGUUGCUCCUGCACCUGUGGCCGCUCCCAAGCCAGCGGCCCCAUCACCACAGCCCAAACCAGGAUUGAUACUACUUGUCGAAGACAAUCCAAUCAAUGUGAAGGUGUUUAGCAAGUUCCUCAACAUGGGUGGAUACAGUUACAAACUGGCGGCCAAUGGAUUGGAGGCUGUGGAUGCAGUACAAAAGUAUGACUUUGAUGUCAUACUCAUGGAUUGUCAGAUGCCCCUCAUGGAUGGCUUCCAAGCGACCAAGGCAAUACGUGAGUUGGAGAGUGUAGGCAAGAUCAAUCCUCCUCCUUUGAAGAAGUCACCUCAUUUGAUCAUUAUUGCAUUGACAGCUAAUAAUGAGGACAGACAGAAGUGUUUGAACGUGGGCAUGGAUGACUUCUUGCCCAAGCCUGCCAGCAGUGCAUUGGUGAUUGAAGCAAUACAGAGGUAUUUACAAGCUCCCACCUCUGGCAGUGGCAGUGGUAGUGGCAACGGCAAUGGCACUCGACAUAAAAAGGUGGCUGCACCACCUACACCUACUCCUACUCCUGCCACUACUUCCGCUCAACCCUCCACAUCCACGUCAACGACCACGACAACGACAACCGAACAAACUUAG